Paramecium sonneborni is the source of this 1470-nucleotide messenger RNA. The record is from the annotation of a GenBank genome assembly. NCBI's taxonomy places the organism in Eukaryota, Ciliophora, Oligohymenophorea, Peniculida, Parameciidae.
AUGAUUGAAUUAUUCUUCCUCUCACUGAUACUGAGCUUAGAAAUUUAAUGCAGUUAAUAUGAAUUUAAGGUAGAAAUUGGUUAGUUAAAAACAGUGCUUGAAUUAAAUAAUGCUACUAAUGUAACUCUAUCUGAAGAAAGUAAUCACGAAUUUUGUUGGGUUGACAAUGAAAAAGUCUUCAUAAAUAAAACAUCUCUUUCGAACUAUUUAGAACUUGAUAUUAUGAAUAAAUACUAUUAUUUGUUGGCAACUUAAAAUUUUAUAUGGGUACUUAUGAACGAUAUGAUUUUGGCUUAAUUAACACAUGAUGGAAUAAUAACUAAUUAGAAAAAAAUUUAAGGUCAUUAAAGCUAAUUUAAAGGUUAUUACAACGAAAAAAAUGAAAAUGCAAUUUUCUUGGUUGAUUAUCAGUUGUUAAACGAUCCUUAAAUUACAUUUUAUCCUGGUACUAUUAAAUUAUAUGAUGGAUUUCUAUUUGCAUUGAACAAAUUCAUUUACGUUUAUGAUCUUUAAAAUAAUACAAAUAAAUAUUUUGGACAAAUAGAUUUAACUAAAUAUCAAAAAAUUAUUGACUAUGAUUUAAAAAAAAUUGAUGAUAAGAAAUAUUACUUAUAUUUAAUGGAUUAACAUCUUGGACUGAAUAUAAUAAAGUUGCUUUUAAGAUAUAAUAAUAUCAAUUCUAAAGUAAUAUAUGCAGAAUUAAACCCUCUAUAAAAUCCGAAAUCAUUUUUUUGUAAUGAAUAUAAUAGUUGUUAUGGAUUAUAUUAUAGUCAUGUGUAUAAGAUUUUAAAUUUUAAAAUAAAUUUCCUUGAUAACAGCAUUUCAAUAGGUGAAAUUUUAUAGGAGGAGAAUAAAAUAUUAAAAUUAGUGAAUGUUGGUGAUAUGAUGUUUAUAUAGUCUAAAAAUAACCAUAAAGUGUAUCUUUAUAAUUCUUAAGAGAUAUAAAAUAUACAAAUUUUGGGAUUAUAGUAAAUAUCUGUUGUGAAUUCUUCGUUGAUCUACGUAAUUACAAAUACAAAAUUAAUAAGAUUAUCACUUAAUUAUUCUCAUCCUAAGAUUAUAUGUUUUUGUGAUGAUAAUGAAGCAUGUCCAUAAAUAUAUGAUUAUAAGAUUAAUUAUAGGGAUAAGAUUAGAAUGUAGAAUUUAAAAUUCACAGUGGAAUUUUAAACAUCUUUAGAAGAUUAAAUGAACGAAGUUUUAGUUAUCAUAUUUUCAAUAGUAUUUUUAUUUGGAAGUAAUUUUGAUCUUUAUAAAAAAUUAGUUUUAUUGUUGAUUUUUUGGGUAAAUUCAUUGAAAGCUUAAAUUAUUUUGUUGGAGGAAAAAAUAUAAUAAGGAUUCCAACAUUUGUAAAAAAAUAAAUUACCAAUAUUUCACACCCUUGAAAACCUUGCUUUUACAUUUCGAGGAGUGGAAACCUUAUCAAAAAGAAUCUAACAACAAGAAUCUUAAGAAAUGUAAGAGAUGUAUUGA